Molecule: messenger RNA, 669 nt
Organism: Vitis riparia (riverbank grape)
Lineage: Eukaryota; Viridiplantae; Streptophyta; Magnoliopsida; Vitales; Vitaceae
Exons: 2
Coding region: 1-669 (222 amino acids)
Source: RefSeq, a predicted model, not a curated record
AUGGACGCAAUCCUCCAAAUUUUUAAGCGGAGCAUAUGCCCAAGGACCCCCUUCUUCGAGUCCCUCGCCAAAAAACCUCCCACAACCAUGGACGAAUUAUUCCAGCGUGCGAAUAAAUACUCCAUGCUAGAGGAUGACAUCCGUGCCGCUGCACAGCAGGUCCUGGUAACUGGCCAAGCCGUUAAAAACGAAGCCACCAGAAGCUUCAAAACACCCAACCAUCCUGGGUCAUCCAACAGGAGAUGGCCAGUGCCAAUAAGAUCCAACCCCUCAGAAAGGGACCGCAACAAAAGAUGUGAUUACCAUAAAGAUCAUGGGCACACGACUGAAGCGUGCAUAAGCCUCCGUUACAUGGUGGAGGAUCUCCUAAAGGCAGGACACUUGAAGCAGUACAUCCGAAUAGUGCCUAAAGGUGAAGAAUCUCCCCAUAGUCGAGGUCUACGCGCCCCAACAGCUCCUGUUAGGGCAAUGAUCAACUACAUAUACGGAGGACCCUUGGAUGACGAGUACAGUUCCAAAAGGAAAAGACAGAGAUUGCUGCGAGCAACUACGGUUCGGGAACAUGUGAGCUCCAUCCGGCCAGGAUUAGCCAAUGGAAGCAUCCAUCCCAUAGAUGGAACCAUUGUCUUCCCCGCUCUAGAUCCAUCCCGAGUGCUGCAGCCGCACUGA